AAAUACGUGCACGCCAUGCGCAGUCUCAGUUAGCGUCUCACCCUGAACGCCCGCGAUUCUAGUGUAAACACACCUUAAUUUUUACAAAAAGUUCGAAAUUUGAAGUGAAUCAAAAUGGCUAUCAGCAGAUUGUCAAUUGUUAAAUUUUUGGAGUUGGCGCUGACAUGUUCGUGUGUGGCGCUUCACUACCACAGCUACAAUUCUGAUGCUGACAUCGGCAUGCUGGUCACCGGCACCUUUGUGGGCUACCUCAUCAUCUUUGCUGGUGCUGCGGCUGGUUACGUGAUGCAGACGCCAUCGCACAAGCGAAUCGACAUUUUCUACUCGUUGGUCGGAGUCGCCCUCUUUGUAGCCAGCGGAGCUAUUAUUAUUGACAGAUACCAACACGCCUCCAAGAAUGACUACACCAACAAAAACUUGGCCAAGGCCUCGCUGGCCAUCAUCAACGGAGCAGUCCUGCUUAUUGACGCUGUUCUGACGCAGCGUGGAGGCUAAACAUAUUUCUCCAACACAUGUAGACUUUUUGAACAUUAGACCUUUUAUGAAGCAAGCCCAGUUUUUGAUAUUUUUACUCUAAGUUUUCGUUUGGUGACUCCUACAUAAAUGUUUAAAACCUAAGCUUUUGUUCCUGUAACGCUUCGACGUUGUAGAACAAAAAACUUAUCCACUCUGAAAACAAGUUAUUUGAUGGCAUUUAAAUGAUGUAUUUACUUAUAAACUAGUAUUUUACACAUGUUUUUCAAAGCCUGUGGAAAAAAUUGCCUACUGUUUAAAAAGUUUGCAUGUAUACAUACAAACGUAACACUUCUUCGAACUGUCCACUUUUACGAAUUUUUAAAUUAGUACUGCUAGUUUUUUUUGGAAAAUAU
This is a messenger RNA of Amyelois transitella, 869 nucleotides long. RefSeq lists its product as uncharacterized. The record is from RefSeq and is a predicted model, not a curated record. The transcript has 4 exons. NCBI's taxonomy places the organism in Eukaryota, Metazoa, Arthropoda, Insecta, Lepidoptera, Pyralidae. Gene Ontology annotation, biological process: septate junction assembly. Bases 115 to 495 code for a protein of 126 amino acids.